CAGAUAUUUUUAGCUGCAGGUCUCUGCAGGGUGGGGCACUUAUUUGAGGCAGGUUUGGUGCCCCUUCCCCACUGACCCUACAUUCCAGGCUGCUGCCGCUGCCUGUCACUUCAGGAUGAAAGGGGAGACCCCUGUGAACAGCACUAUGAGUAUUGGCCAAGCUCGCAAGAUGGUGGAACAGCUCAAGAUUGAGGCCAGCUUGUGCCGGAUAAAGGUGUCCAAGGCAGCAGCAGACCUGAUGACUUACUGUGACGCCCACGCUUGUGAGGAUCCCCUCAUCACUCCUGUGCCCACUUCGGAAAACCCCUUCCGGGAGAAGAAGUUCUUCUGUGCCCUCCUCUGAAGAGUUCUGUUUCUCCUCUGAACCUACCUCCCCCUCGGAGACCCGCCCUUAGAUAGGAAAUUGCAGCAGCCAGUUUCUACCGUACCUGUCAUGAGAUUAGCUCAAGCACAAGCCCUCCUUAACCAUGUCUACCCCAUCUCCUCACCCUUUGAGGCAAGCACCUUUUACUCCAUCCAGAGGGACCCCACUAACGUGCCAGAAUCCUGCCUGAUUCCUUCUGUGAUCCGUUCAGGCAAUGGAGAGGGGGAUGCCCGGGUGCUUGUUCUCAGUCUCACCUGGAGCUAUUGGAAAGGUAAAGGCAUUUGAAGAAUAAAGUCAUCCAGAGCCUCA
Phodopus roborovskii (desert hamster) is the source of this 673-nucleotide messenger RNA. RefSeq names its product G protein subunit gamma 3 (gene Gng3). Gene Ontology annotation, molecular function: G-protein beta-subunit binding. Bases 116 to 343 code for a protein of 75 amino acids. The transcript is spliced from 3 exons. NCBI's taxonomy places the organism in Eukaryota, Metazoa, Chordata, Mammalia, Rodentia, Cricetidae. Gene Ontology annotation, cellular component: heterotrimeric G-protein complex. The record is from RefSeq and is a predicted model, not a curated record. Gene Ontology annotation, biological process: G protein-coupled receptor signaling pathway.